Messenger RNA from Ordospora pajunii, 654 nucleotides. RefSeq names its product ribosomal protein S3. Lineage: Eukaryota; Fungi; Microsporidia; Ordosporidae. Gene Ontology annotation, cellular component: nucleus; cytosolic small ribosomal subunit. Gene Ontology annotation, molecular function: RNA binding; structural constituent of ribosome. The transcript has a single exon. The record is from RefSeq and is a predicted model, not a curated record. Gene Ontology annotation, biological process: translation. Bases 1 to 654 code for a protein of 217 amino acids.
AUGAGCGAUGAUCAGAUCAUAAAGAGGUUUAUAAAGAACGGGCUUGCGAAUGCAGAGCUGAAUGAGUUUUUUGAGAAAGCUCUUACGAACGAGGGAUUCAGCUCGAUGGAGCUGAGGAUGCACGAGACACCAAUCAAGAUCAUUUUGAAGGUACUGAAGCCGCAUGAGGCGAUUGGGGAAAGGAAAAUCAGGCUGAGGCAGUUCCAGCACCUAGUGGCGCAAAGGCUUGAGCUUCCUGACGAGAAUGUCGAGAUUAUUUUUGAAAAGGUGCAUGAGAAGGGGCUUUGUGCACUUAUACAGGCAAACAGCAUUAAGGAAAAGAUCAUGUCUGGAAUACAGUACAAGAGGGCAGUGAACAUGAUUCUGAGGACCGUGAAGUAUGCGGGAGCACAGGGAUGCCAGGUGAUAAUCAGUGGGAAGGUCAAGGGGCAAAGGGCAAAGUCUGUGAAGUUCCAGGAAGGAGUAAUAAUGCAUAGUGGUGAUUUCAUCAAAGAAUACAUCAAGACAGGAUAUGCAAGUGUGCAAACAAAGCAGGGGAUUAUUGGAAUACAGGUACGUAUUAUGCUGCCAUACGAUCCUGAGGGAAUUCUUGGACCGGAUUAUCAUCUGCCAGACAGAGUAAUCAUUCUUGAGCCCAAUGAAAUUAAGAAUUGA